AUGAGCCGCGCGCGGGGGGCGCUGUGCCGGGCCUGCCUCGCGCUGGCCGCGGCCCUGGCCGCGCUGCUGCUGCUGCCGCUGCCGCUGCCCCGCGCGCCCGCCCGGACCCCCGCCCCGGCCCCGCCCGCCGCCCUCCCUGGCCUGCGGCCCGACGACGUCUUCAUCGCAGUCAAGACCACCCGGAAGAACCACGGGCCGCGGCUGCGGCUGCUGCUGCGCACCUGGAUCUCCCGGGCUCGCCGGCAGACGUUCAUCUUCACGGACGGGGACGACCCUGAGCUCGAGCUCCGGGGAGGCGGACGCGUCAUCAACACCAACUGCUCUGCCGUGCGCACCCGCCAGGCCCUGUGCUGCAAGAUGUCCGUGGAGUACGACAAGUUCAUCGAGUCUGGGCGCAAGUGGUUCUGCCACGUGGAUGACGACAACUACGUGAACCCCGAAAGCCUCCUGCAUCUGCUGUCCACCUUCUCGCCCAGCCAGGACAUCUACUUGGGGCGGCCCAGCCUGGACCACCCCAUCGAGGCCACCGAGAGGGUCCAGGGAGGCGGAACCGCGACCACAGUCAAGUUCUGGUUUGCCACCGGUGGGGCCGGGUUCUGCCUCAGCAGAGGUCUCGCCCUCAAGAUGAGCCCGUGGGCCAGCCUGGGCAGCUUCAUGAGCACGGCUGAGCGGGUGCGGCUGCCCGACGACUGCACGGUGGGCUACAUCGUGGAGGGGCUGCUGGGCGCCCGCCUGCUGCACAGCUCCCUCUUCCACUCCCACCUGGAGAACCUGCAGGGGCUGCCGCGGGACGCUGUGCUCCAGCAGGUCACCUUGAGCUACGGGGGUCCCGAGAACCCCCAUAACGUGGUGAAUGUCGCCGGAGUCUUCAGCCUGCAGCAGGAUCCCACACGGUUUAAGUCCAUCCACUGCCUUCUCUACCCGGACACGGCCUGGUGCCCCAGGCAGGGUGACCCCGUCUCUCGGUGACCAGUGACCCCUGACCCGGGGCUGGCUCUGGCUCUGCCGCAGGUGCCAGGCACGGGAAUGGCACUGUCCCCGCCAGGCCUGCAGCACCCCCAGUCCCAGGCGCUCCGAGUGCCAGGGGCCUCCCCAGGAAGACAGGGAGGGCUGUGCUGCGCAGGGCUCUGCUCCCAGGGCUCCGUCCUGCGUUUCUCCGGGUGGGCCGAGUGCUGAGGAGCCGGCCCACACCAAGGCCCUGCCUGUGGUUUUUCAGGCCGGACCACGGGCAGUCGCCAGGGCGCCGCCUGGCAGGCCUCACGGGGCGGCUGCUCUCCCGGGUACGGGGCCGGGCACUGCAGUCUGGACUGGGGCCGGGGCGCUGAGCUCUUAGCUAGAGCUGCGCUCCCGGCCCAGGCGCCACUGCCUGGAGGCUUCCGGGUGGGGCCUCAAAGACGCUUCUCCGACUUGGCAGUAUUCAGGACCCUUCCAUGCCUGGGCUCGUGCUCCCCUCCACUGGGCCCCAGGUCCGUAAAACAGUGGGAGACUUUUGUUUGGGGAUCGCUCGGGGUUGAGAACACCCCUAACCCACACCUCUGAGCAGAGACCCACCAGCCCUUGACUGGUGCCUCCCACGGGGGGACGGGACGCCAGAGCCGUGACCUUCCCGGCCCCUCGCGCGCCGCUGCCGUGA
Molecule: messenger RNA, 1633 nt
Organism: Propithecus coquereli (Coquerel's sifaka)
Lineage: Eukaryota; Metazoa; Chordata; Mammalia; Primates; Indriidae
Gene: RFNG
Product: RFNG O-fucosylpeptide 3-beta-N-acetylglucosaminyltransferase
Exons: 8
Coding region: 1-969 (322 amino acids)
Biological process (GO): regulation of Notch signaling pathway; pattern specification process
Cellular component (GO): Golgi membrane
Molecular function (GO): O-fucosylpeptide 3-beta-N-acetylglucosaminyltransferase activity
Source: RefSeq, a predicted model, not a curated record